Hirsutella rhossiliensis is the source of this 1059-nucleotide messenger RNA. RefSeq names its product Ribonuclease H-like protein. The transcript is spliced from 5 exons. The record is from RefSeq and is a predicted model, not a curated record. Lineage: Eukaryota; Fungi; Ascomycota; Sordariomycetes; Hypocreales; Ophiocordycipitaceae. The coding region runs from base 1 to 1059 and encodes 352 amino acids.
AUGAAGUUGCAGAUACAAUAUGCGCGUUUGGUCUUGAAGACAGAAUCGGGUACUACACGCUUGACAACGCUACGAAUAAUGAUACGGCUGUGGAAGCGCUUGCCGCUGAGUUCGAUUUCGACAGGGAAGAGCGUCGCAUCCGCUGCGCCCUCAUUUUCUGAACCUGGCCGUCAGGGCUAUGAUGUACGGCAGCAAAGGGAUAAUUUCAACGAGUUGCUUGCUCAUUGGGGCGAUAAGGACUUUGUGGCUGAAGAGGAAGAGCAGCGCCAGUUGUCCGACGCUAUCAAUGAGCUGGCGACCGACGACGACUUCUGUGUGCCGAGCAUGGAAGAAGGAUUCGAGGUUGAAACAGUCCCAGAAGGCAGUCAGGAUCAGGACGUACUGCCCGACAUCAUCAAUGGCGAAGAAGUGGACAAGUACCGCAAGUUUGGGCCAUUUGGCAAACUUCACAAUAUUGGCAUUGCUCUUCGAACGAGCAGUCAACUUCUCGAGGUCUUUUACGAAGCUCAACGGCAAACCGCUCCUACUGAACCUAUUCUUACGUGGGUUCAAAACGUCUGCACUCGCUGGAUGUUUUCCAUCAUCGAGGAACGAUGGCUUGGCAAAGGCGGCAAAGAACAGGACAAACCAGCGAUACUGAAAGAACAACUUUCCCUUGAAGAAUGGAAGGUCGUUGUUGCGGUUCAGAAGAUCCUUCAGCCAUUCAAGAUCGCCUCGAAGCAACUCCAGGGCGAGGGUAUUGCUGGUAAACGCUCCACGUCAGGAGGUUCAGGAGUUAUAAUCGAAGAGAACGAAGAUCAGACCAUGAAAGAGGUUCACCUGUUCAAUGACAUGGACGCAAGAACUCGCAGGGUUUUGAAGAUUUACAUCAAGCUCGGAUGGAAGAAGCUGAACGACUACUAUAGCAAGCUGACCUCAACCGCAUAUCCAACUCCCGUCUCGUCAGACGUCGGAGUGGGAAAGAACAUAUGCGAGAAGCUUAGCGACAGUCUGGAAAGAGAGGUACAAGAACAUGGCUCAUCGGCAAUCCUGCGAUGGUGUUUCAGCGGAUACGACUAA